AUGACAGAGUGGGGCUCCCAGCCGGGCUUGCGCCAUGUAGCAGCAGCCCGAGCAGUCAGCGAGGCCCAGGAUUGCCUCUACGUGGCCGCCCUGUCGGCCAUCACGUCCUCGGGCACCGUGGAGCUGUACGGGUCCGUGACGGCGCUCAAUUCCUCGGGCGUGGUGGGCACCUUUGAUACUCUUCCGCUGGCCAUCGCCGUCGACAAGGACACCCUGACCCUGUUCGUCUCCACGCCCUCCAGCAUCCAAGAGUUACUGGCGGCGGACGCGGUGAAUGGGAGACUCUACUAUGCCACGGGCGAGCAGAUAUGCUACACGGUUAUAUACUACGACUACUACAGCUGCACGUCUUACAACACGUCCGAAGGGGACAAACUCUACGCCACCUGCACGAACAGGUCCGAUAUCCACGUCAUCUCGAUUGCUGCAGAUAGCGACUUCAUGACGCGUCUGGCGGUGUGGACCUUCUUCGACGGUGAAUUGUCGCCCAACGGAAUGACGAUUGGGAUGAGGGACAACAUAUUCCUUGCCAUUCCGUUCUCCGUCGACCAGCCAUGUGCGGUGAUUGAGGUGGACAGGACCAACGGCUCGGUCGUGGCCUGCUUCGAUCCGGGGCCGGACCGCAGCUACUUCGUGCAGACCUUCGGGCUGGCCUACAACGUCGACGAGGAGUACUUCUACCACUUCUUUGCCCAGAACCCCCAGGCUGACGUCAUGUACUUUCAAAUGGUUAACAUGGAACCGGGUAUCUUGGGAGCUUCGGACGUUGACUUCAUGGGGCUCGCGAUCGACUCGCCGACCGACCUGGCCUUCGGGCCGUGCCCGCAGCCGCCGCCCGACCCCACGGAGCCCGACGCCGGCACCGACAGCAGCAACACCGUGGCCAUCGCCGUGUCGGUGUCGGUCGGCUCCGCGCUGCUCAUCCUGCUGGCCCUGGCCCUCGUUCUGUGCCUGUGCUGUCUGGCGACCAGGCGACGACGCAAGUACUUUGACUCGGGCCUCGACGCCGACCCCGAGUCCGGCGUGGAGAUGACCGAGGUCAAGUUCACCUUUAGGGAGAUUGAUGGCAAAGACCUGCGGUUGGGUAAGCUCCUGGGCGAAGGCGCCUUCGGCAAGGUCUACAAGGGCGAAUACCGAGGAGCGGUGGUGGCGGUGAAGCUGUUCGAGGCACUGCGACUGGACCAGGCCGACCAGAAGGUGCUCCACGAGCUGCGCUCCGAGGCGCAGAUGAUGGAGCGCCUGUCGAACCACCCCUCAAUCGUCAAGUUUGUCGGCGCCAUCACCAAGGGCGAGGAGGGGUCGAACUUUGCGCUCGUGACCGAGUUCUGCCCGCGCGGCUCGCUCUAUGACCUCUUGGUCAAGAAAAAGAAGAAGUUGCCGCUCAUCACGCUGGUGCGCAUGGCACGCGAUGCGGCGUCGGGCGUGCUCCACCUCCACAAAGAGCACAUCGUACACCGUGAUCUGGCCGCACGCAACAUUCUCGUAGGCCAAAACUACGAGGUCUAUGUGGCCGACUUUGGGUUGGCGCGAGUGCAGGCGGCUGAGGGCCAGGUGGCCACCACCAAGCAGAACUUUGGCCCCAUCGCCUGGAUGGCGCCCGAGGGCCUCAAGGCGCGAGAGUACUCCGAAGCCACCGACGCCUUCUCCUUUGGCGUCCUCCUCUGGGAGAUGAUGGUGAAGAAGCGGCCGUGGGCGGGCGUGGAGCCGGUGCAGAUCAUCACGUCGGUGGUCGGGAACACGCGGCUCCGGAUUCCGAAGGACUGCGAUCCGAUCUUUGCGCAGAUCAUGAAGAUGUGUUGGCGCCAGAACCCCGCCCAGCGACCGUCGUUUGAGAAGCUGGUCGACAUGUUGUCGAGCUACUACAAGAAGCUGCACAAGCUGCACGACAUCUCAGCCGACGCCUACGAGAUCAGCGACCAGGAAAGCGCCGGCGAGUCUGAAGACGAGAUGCCGGAGGGUGUGAGCUACGAGGAGUGGCAGCUCAGCCGAAUCAAGGAGGAGGUCAAGUCCUUCAUGAAACAGCUCAUCAACGAGAGAAAUGACGACUACCGCCUCAUCGCAAAGGCCAACAAGGCCGCCUUCGUCGAGCUCAAGGACGCGUUCCGUACCGGGACCGACAGCGAAGAGGAAGUAACAUUCGAGGACGACAGCGACGAAGAGGAGGAGGAGGGCACCAGGAUUGGCGGCGCCAGCAGCGUCAUCGAGAAGAAGGAGGACUACUCGGUGUCGCGAAUCAUCGCCGGCGCGAGCAACCACAUCCUCCACGCGCCCAGCAAGUCCUCGCGAACCGCACGCCGCGCCGAGACGCAGGCGGCGUCGACGACGUCGUUGGCGACAUCAAAGCGAAAAGCGAAAGCGAAGAAGACGAAGAAGGAGAAGGGAAAGGGAAAGGAGAAGGAGGAGCCGACGAAGAGCAUCUACUGCGUUCUCAAGCAAUCGGCCGAAGAGGCGCCACAAGGAAAGAAGAAGAUGAAGGAAAAGGUGGAAAAGGUGGCAAGAAGCAAGUCGCUGAUUGGGGACACCUACGCCAUUGUUUCCCAGCCAGAGCCGACAAACACCAAGAACAACAACAGAGCCACGGUCAAGGACAACAGCACAGGCUACGAAUGCCUCACCACCGGCGGCACCAACGAGCCAUUGCCCAUCGACAACUACCAAGAAAUCUGA
This is a messenger RNA of Acanthamoeba castellanii str. Neff, 2667 nucleotides long. Its product is annotated as protein kinase domain containing protein. The transcript has 16 exons. Gene Ontology annotation, molecular function: transmembrane receptor protein tyrosine kinase activity; ATP binding. Gene Ontology annotation, biological process: positive regulation of kinase activity; protein phosphorylation; multicellular organism development. Lineage: Eukaryota; Discosea; Longamoebia; Acanthamoebidae. The coding region runs from base 1 to 2667 and encodes 888 amino acids. The record is from RefSeq and is a predicted model, not a curated record. Gene Ontology annotation, cellular component: signaling receptor complex.